Apis laboriosa (Himalayan honeybee) is the source of this 1282-nucleotide messenger RNA. RefSeq names its product eukaryotic translation initiation factor 2 subunit 1 (gene eIF2alpha). The record is from RefSeq and is a predicted model, not a curated record. The coding region runs from base 87 to 1091 and encodes 334 amino acids. Lineage: Eukaryota; Metazoa; Arthropoda; Insecta; Hymenoptera; Apidae. Gene Ontology annotation, molecular function: translation initiation factor activity; ribosome binding; RNA binding. Gene Ontology annotation, cellular component: eukaryotic 48S preinitiation complex; eukaryotic translation initiation factor 2 complex; multi-eIF complex. The transcript has 6 exons.
AAGUUUUUUAUACUCUAAUUGUAUUUUAAUAAUAUAAAUAAAUUAUUCAUCAAUAUUUGUGCAAAUAUAUUCAUUUUGCAAUAAAAAUGGUAUUAUCGUGCCGAUUUUAUAAAGAAAAAUACCCAGAAGUGGAAGAUGUAGUUAUGGUAAAUGUACGUAGCAUAGCUGAAAUGGGAGCAUAUGUACAUUUAUUAGAAUAUAAUAAUAUAGAGGGUAUGAUCCUUCUUUCUGAAUUAUCCAGAAGACGUAUUAGGUCUAUUAAUAAACUUAUUAGAGUAGGAAAAACAGAACCAGUUGUUGUUAUCAGAGUUGACAAAGAAAAAGGUUACAUUGAUCUUAGUAAACGACGUGUAUCAGCUGAAGAUGUAGAAAAAUGCACAGAAAGAUAUGCAAAAGCAAAAGCUGUUAAUUCAAUUUUAAGACAUGUUGCAGAAUUAUUACAUUAUGAUAGUGAUGAUCAAUUGGAGGAAUUAUAUCAAAAAACUGCAUGGCAUUUUGAAGAAAAGUAUAAAAAACAAAAAGCUUCUGCAUAUGAUUUCUUUAAGCAAUCAGUUCUGGAUCCAUCUAUUUUAGCAGAAUGUGGUCUCGAUGAUCAUACAAAGGAAGUAUUAUUAAAUAAUAUUAAACGAAAAUUAACUUCUCAAGCAGUUAAAAUUAGAGCAGAUGUAGAAGUAGCUUGUUAUGGUUAUGAAGGAAUUGAUGCAGUUAAAGCUGCUUUAAAAGCUGGUUUAGCUCUUUCUACUGAUGAACUUCCAAUUAAAAUUAAUUUAAUUGCACCACCAUUAUAUGUUAUGACAACAUCUACACCAGAAAAACAAGAUGGAUUAAAAGCAUUAAAUGAUGCUAUUGAUGCUAUCCAAAAUAAAAUAACAUCAUUGGGAGGUGUAUUUAAUGUACAAAUGGCUCCAAAAGUUGUUACUGCUACUGAUGAAGCUGAAUUAGCAAGACAAAUGGAACGGGCUGAACUUGAAAAUGCUGAAGUUGCUGGUGAUGAUGAUGAAGAAGAAGUGGAAGGUAUGGAUGGAUUUAGUGGUGGUGAAGGUGUAGAAGAAGAUAAAAAACCUGGAAAUGAGUCUCAAGAAGAAGAAUAAAUAUAGAAUAAAUUACCAUGUUUCAUUUUCUGACAGUUCUUGAAUCACAAUCAUACUUUUAUAAGUGUGCUACUGCCUUACUGGACAUUAUGCAAAAUAUUUCAAAUAGAUAUAUAAAAAUCAAUGUAUUAUAAUUUAUAUAUAAUUUUCUAUUAACUUCAUGAAAUAAACAAAUUAAUAAUAUGUAAAUU